CCUCCUUUUCCUCCCCGCAUCGGGGGGUUUAAUGAGAGCCAUCCCGUCCCGUCGAAGGGAGGGAAACUCCUCCUUUUGUGAGUCAUUCCCGGCCGAGGAAGGAAGGGAAGAAGGAGGGAGGAGAAGAGGAGGAGGAGGGAGGCGAAAGAGGAGGAGGAGAAGCAGGAGCAGCAGCAUCGGUGUCUCCCUCGUCGGUCCAGAAAGGCGAGAGGCAGCCAGGGAGGCACUUGGGACCUCUUUUUCCCUUCCUUUCCCGCUUCUCUUUCCCUUCGGCCAUGCUACUCUUCCUCCUCCUCCUCCUGAGUCUCUCCUCCUUUUCCUUUCGCUCCGUUCGGGGCUUCAACUUGGACGCCGAGGCGCCGACGCGGUUCACCGGCCCCUCGGGGAGCUUCUUCGGCUUCUCAGUGGAUUUCUACCUCCCGGAGCAGCCAAGCAUCAGUGUUCUUGUUGGAGCCCCAAAAGACGAUACAAACCAGCUAGACGUAACGAAAGGAGGUGCUGUCUACUACUGUCCCUGGCAUCUUGGCCACAGCAGCUGUACACCCAUUGAAUUUGGCAGCAGCAAAGAAUCCCGUGUGGAAGAGUUCAAUGGGACACUGGAGCAAAUGGAGUUCAAAUCCUUGCAGUGGUUUGGAGCAACAGUGCGAUCACAUGGAAGCUCCAUAUUGGCCUGCGCUCCACUCUACAGUUGGCGAACAAAUAAGGAUGAACCUGAACGUGAGGUUGUGGGCACCUGCUACCUGUCAGUUAACAACUUUACCAAGUUUGUGGAAUAUGCACCUUGCCGCUCAGACUUGACCUCUGCCCGUGGACAAGGCUACUGUCAAAGUGGGUUUAGUGCUGAGUUCACAAAGAAUGGACGUGUUCUUCUUGGUGGCCCUGGAAGCUAUUUCUGGCAAGGCCAGGUGCUAUCGGCAACGCAAGAGGCCAUACAAAAUGUCUACGAUCCUGAAUAUUUAGUCCUUGAUGUUAGAGGACAACUUGAAACUCGACAGACUCAUCUAAAUGCUGAUGAUAGUUACCUUGGUUACUCUGUGGCUGUAGGAGAAUUCAGCGGUGAUUCCACUGAAGAUUUUGUGGCUGGUGUUCCCAAAGGCAAUUUGACUUAUGGAUAUGUCACAAUUCUUAAUGGAAGUGACAUUCGACCUUUGUACAACUUUUCUGGAGAACAGAUGGCUGCCUAUUUUGGAUAUGCUGUGGCUGCCACUGACAUCAACAAUGAUGGUCUAGAUGACCUGUUGAUCGGUGCCCCCUUGUUUAUGGAGAAAACUGAAGAUGGCCGUGUGCAGGAGGUGGGCAGGGUCUACGUCUACUUGCAAAAGCUGUAUGGCAUGGACUCUGGUGCAUCGGCUGUACUCACUGGCCACCAAGAGUUUGGACGCUUUGGCAGUGCUGUUGCCCCACUAGGAGACCUCAAUCAGGAUGGCUACAACGAUGUAGCAAUUGCAGCACCAUUUGGCGGCAAAGCCCAGCAAGGUGUAGUCUAUGUGUACAACGGCCGGCAUGAUGGACUGGAUCCCAAGCCUUCUCAGAUGUUGCAGGGCCAUUGGCCUCCUGGCCAAACUCCUGACUUCUUUGGGUUUGCCCUGCGUGGGGCCAAAGACCUAGAUAAAAAUGGCUACCCAGAUCUGAUUGUGGGAGCCUUUGGAGUAGACACAGCCAUGGUUUACAGGGGCCGCCCCAUUGUUCACGCCAGUGCCACUCUCAGCAUCUUCCCUAAUAUGUUUAAUCCAGAAGAGCGAACUUGCAUCCUUGAGGGCUCAGGAACACCUGUUGCUUGCAUCAACCUGAGUUUCUGUUUGAACGCAUCUGGGAAACACGUGCCUGACACUAUUGGAUUCACUGUGGACUUGCACCUUGACCGCCUCAAGCACAAAGGGGCAGUGAAGCGGGCGCUCUUCCUUCACACCCAGAAAGCCCACCUUGUCCAGAGUCUACAGCUCCGAAAUGGUGCCAGCUCUGAGUGCCGUGAGAUGAAGAUCUACCUUAGGAAUGAGUCUGAAUUCCGUGACAAGCUUUCCCCCAUCUACCUGUCUCUCAACUUCUCCUUGGACCCAGAAGCCCCGCCAGAUGCACAUGGUCUGAAGCCCAUCCUCAACUACCUCACACACACCUACAUUGAACAGAAGGCUCAGAUUCAGCUUGAUUGUGGUGAAGACAAUGUCUGCGUCCCUGAUCUCCACCUCAGUGUCUUUGGGGACCAUUCUGUUGUCUACCUGGGAGACAAGAAUGCGCUGAACCUCUCCUUCCAUGCUCAAAACCGUGGAGAAGGCGGAGCCUAUGAGGCUGAGCUCCAUGUUAUCAUCCCACCGGAAGCGGACUACACAGGAGUUUUGCGGAACCAUGGGAACUUUUCCAUCCAGAGUUGCAACUAUGAUACCAUCAAUGAUACCAAGAUGGUCAUCUGUGACCUUGGCAAUCCAAUGAAGGCAGGCAUUAGUCUCUGGGGUGGGUUACGCUUUACCGUGCCUCGCCUCAUUGAUGCCAAGAAAUCCAUCCAGUUCGACUUUCAGAUCCACAGCAAGAACGCAAACAAUUCCCACAGUGAGGUGGUGUCAUACACCUUGAAUGUUAAAGCCGCUCUCCGCAUCUCACCUCGUGGAGCUUCCAUGCCUGACACAGUGUCUCUCCCAGGCUCUGGUUGGGUUCCAGGUCGAUCGGUGCACCGAGAGCAAGAUGUGGGCCCUGGUGUGUGCCAUGUCUAUGAGUUUGCAAAUGAGGGACCAAGUGCCAUCAGCGAGGGGAUCUUGGACAUCAGCUGCCCACUCCAGAUGACAGGGCGACCUGUGAUGUAUGUUACACGCUAUAUAGUGCCAGCAAAUUGUACCUCCAGCCACCCUAUCAACCCAUUACGCCUGCAGCUGGAUCCACCUCCAACACCUUUCCCGUGGCAGGAGCAGUACUAUGUGCAGAAGCAAGAUGGCGCAUGGAGCAGUGGAUCUGGGGGGCACAGCUUCAGCCUGGGAUGUAAAGAGGGUGAAUGUUUCCAACUACGCUGCCACAUGGGGGCACUACAACGACAGGAAAGUGUCAGUUUGCGUCUCUACUUUCGUAUCUGGUCUAAGAGUUUUCAGCAGAAGGAGAGCAAUCCCCAUAGCAUCCAGUGUGAAGCCGUCUAUCAUGUACAGAAAGUGCCUUACAAAAUCCAACUGGAAAAGCAGCCCCCUGCCAGCAUGAAGGUGUCAACCUCACUGCAUUGGGCCAAAGCAGAGACCAGCCAGGGGGUUCCUCUCUGGAUCAUCAUCUUAGCCAUUCUGAUUGGACUGCUGCUCCUGGCACUGCUCAUCUAUGUUUUAUACAAGCUGGGCUUUUUCAAGCGCUCUCUUCCAUAUGGGACGGCCAUGGAGAAGGCUCAACUGAAGCCACAAGCAGCUUCGGAGGCCUAGCAGGCCCAGCAUUGCCCUCUGCACAUGUGUGUUGUCGCUGCUGUCCUGCAGAGGGGCACCAGGAUUGCCUGCCGCGAGCACUGGGGAGGGGAGUGCAUCAGACACCAACAGGGCAAAGAAUGGGCAGGGCCCCAGCGGCUGAGCCCCCCCAGUGGACUGCCACAAAGAACAAUGCGCCAGGCUCCUCUGCCCCACACCAAAAGAGGUUCCUUCCCUCUCCCCCCAUUCCCUGGGGCUUGGAUCCUACAAAGACGUUGUACCCUGACUGGGGUCUGCAGCAGGCCUUUGCUCCCAGCCAAAGGGAAUACUUGAAGCCGCUGGAGCGGCCGGUGCUGGCCUGAUCUCAGGCCCCCUCUGCCAAGCUGCCUGUUCCGUCCAUCUUUGGGGAAGGGAGUGUUGCCCUGGACAGUUUUGAUGCUGCCAAUCUCCUCUGAAACAGCUCAGCCAUGAUGAUGAUGAAGAUGAAGGAAAAGCACAAUCACCUCCCAAAUCUUGCCCGUUCUCUUGCACGGGCCAGAAUGGAGGAUCCUGGGCUUUCACUUUCUGUCUCCCCACACCCCUGGCCUGCUUCCUGUGGGGAAUGACGUGGGACAGAGACUUAAGCUAGGAAAGCCGGAUGCUCCCGCAAUGCCAAAGUUUGCCACGUUAGGAAGCCAAGCCAUUGCCCGGUGUCGGCCCGGACUUGUCGACGGUCUUCGCACUGAUCUCCGAAAAACCGCUAGAGAUUUUAUUUUUCAGAUGCCACUUUAAUUGAAAGAAGAGGAAGAAGAAGGAAUGAGGAAGCUGCUGCCGCCUCCGAAUUUCAGAGACAGGGGUUGCUGUUUUAAUUUAAAAUGUCCAAUGUGCAAUAAAUGCUUCCAUAUUUUCCA
Anolis sagrei ordinatus is the source of this 4255-nucleotide messenger RNA. RefSeq names its product integrin subunit alpha 5 (gene ITGA5). NCBI's taxonomy places the organism in Eukaryota, Metazoa, Chordata, Lepidosauria, Squamata, Anolidae. The record is from RefSeq and is a predicted model, not a curated record. Gene Ontology annotation, cellular component: integrin complex; external side of plasma membrane. Gene Ontology annotation, molecular function: integrin binding. Gene Ontology annotation, biological process: angiogenesis; cell adhesion mediated by integrin; cell-matrix adhesion.